GACAGAGAAGACAAUGAUGGAUCAACCAGCCAACACCUGUAACCAAGAACCAGUACGAUCAGUCAUGUCUGAUCUACUUGUUUAAAGUUCAACUGUGUGGUUUCUCUUUUACCAAAAUAUGAUGUGACCUUUCAGUAUCUCUGCUGCUCACUGUUCAACCAGCAGAGAGCCCUGACAGCAGCCCUGAUGGCAGAGAGGAGGAGAAGCGCUUUGUGGACGUUAUUCACUGCAGCUGAUAAGGACACUGCCUCAUGAUGUGAGCAGUUUUUCUCAGACAUUUGCUACGGUGGGAACACCACUAAUGUACAGAAAAAUGUAAAAACCGUUCAGACUCUACUCAAGAGAACUCCGAGCUGCAAAAACCUCCGAAAGAGGAGGGAGGAGAUCCCCAAACCAGACCCCGACACAGAGACAGAGGUCUCUGCUUUCAGCCAAAAAUCAGGAAUAUUCAGAGAGACGGAGGAAGGUUUCAUUUCAGUGCAGAGAGACACGGUCAUGAACAGAAGGAAAAAACUACAGCAACUAAUUCACAUGUAAGGGUGACGGCUUCUGAUCUUGGUUUCUAACACUGUGUCAUCAUGGCCUCUUCACCAUCCUCCACAAAACCUCAGCUGUUUCAAAAUGACAUCAUUACCUUUCGUCCACCUAGGAUGUCUGAGAUGAGGCUUAUUCUGCUCGGCAACAGCUGGUACGACCAGAGUUCAGUCGCAAACUUAUUACUGGGUCCAAAUACGUUCAACACAAAGGAAGAACCAAACACCUCCAUCAGAGUCUCUGGAAUGAUUAUGACAACAAGAACGGUUCUGAUAAACACCCCGGACCUGCUCUGCCAAAGCAUCUCUGAAGCCAAACUUAAAGAACAUGUAGAUCUUUGUGUGAGUCUCUCUGCUCCAGGACCUCAUGUGUUUCUGUUGGUUGUUCAGCAGAACAUCACUACCCAACAAACCAAGAGGCUUCAUAGGAUUCUUGAACUCUUCAGUGAAGACUCUUUUAAGCAUUCACUGAUAUUGAUCUCAACACCUGGAUGGCAAACGUCGGGUUCAAAUUCCCCGUUUCACCAGACGCCUCUGCAGGAACUGAUCAGAAUGUGGGGAGACCAGUGGAUCAGGCUGCAACACAACCCUAAAGACCUGCUGUGGAAAUUAAGUCACAUUUUAAGAAUAGACUAUGGGAACCAUGUUAUCUGUGGCCAUCCAAGCCUGGAACCUAAUAAAGAACCUUUGGAUUCAUCUCUAAGCCUUGAGAAAUCAGAGCUGUACACUGUGGCAUCUGCAGCUGAUGAAGCAGAGAAAUCAGAGCUGUACAAUGUGGUAUCUGCAGCUGAUGAAGCAGAAGUAGACGUCAGAACCGAGCGACGCAGCCACAGCCUCAAGUUUAUUCGGCCAGACUAUUCUAAGCAGCAGCAGCCUCCACCAGUCCAACUUCCAGUGAAGCUGAUCCAGAAACCAGAACCCAGCAGCAUCCGGAAAACCUUCAAUGCAACGUUGGAAGUCCAUCAGCCGCAGCCACCAACCCACCUUGAUGUUACUGAGACUGACGUAGAACAAAGCGGCAGAGUUAAAGCCAUCAUGUCGAGGUGGCAAGAUCUUGAAGCCUCUCAGCAGCAGCGUCAGCAACCAAACAAGGUUCCUGUCAAGGAGAACAAGAAACCAGAACCAGGCAGCGCCUGGAAAUCCUUCAUGCCAAAGUGGCGAGUCUCUCAGCAGCAGCAGCUUCGAGUCCUGGUAUCUUUUAGGGAGACUGAAGAGGGAGAAACAAGCAGCAGCUGGAAAACCUUAAAUUGGGAAGGUGAUGAAGAGGAUCCAAACAACAUCAGAAUUAUUCUGAUAGGGAAGACUGGCAGUGGAAAGAGCUCAUCAGGAAACACCAUCCUGCGAAGAAAACAGUUUGAAGCCAAAUUAUGUCAAAAAUCAGUCACAAAGCAAUGCGUAAAGGAAAAGACUGAAGUAGACGGACGGUCGAUUUUCGUGGUUGACACACCUGGUCUUUAUGACAACAGUUUGAGCCCUAGAGAGAUUCAAGAGGAGUUGGUCGGGUGUAUUAAUCUUGUGGCUCCAGGACCACAUGUCUUCCUCCUGGUGAUACGGAUUGGCAGAUUUACACCAGAGGAGAAAGAGACGUUAAAUAAUAUCAAGAAAAUCUUUGGGAAGAAUUCGGAAAAGUUCACCAUCGUUCUUUUAACUGGAGGAGAUUCACUGGAGCGAGAAGGCCUCACUGUCGAAGAUUAUAUUAAAAAUGAUAGUGAAGAUUCCUUCAAGAAGCUGAUCAAUGAUUGUGGAGGAAGGUACCAUGUGUUUAAAAAUGGUGAUCUAGAAAACCGUGCUCAGGUCAGAGAGCUGAUCAGAAAGAUCGACACCAUGGUGAAGGUAAAUGGAGGCAGCUGCUUCACUAAUGAGAUGCUGCAAGAAGCUGAAGCUGCCAUACAGAAGAAAAUGCAGAAUAUUCUAAAAGAGAAAGAUCAAGAAAUAAAGAGGAAGGUGGAAGAACUUGAAAGAAAACAUGCAGCAGAAAGAGAGGCCUUGAAAAGAAGACUUAAUAAAGAGAAAGAAGAAACUGGACUUCAGAGAAAAUUACUGCAGGAAAUGGAGGAACGUAUCAAGAGAGAAAAUGAGCAGAGAAAGAAAGAGCAGCAAUAUAGGGAGGAAGAUGAGAGAAAGAGGAAAAUGGAAGAAGAAAUGGAAAAAAUGCAGUUGAGGGAUGAGCUGGAAGAUUUGGACAAAAUUAUGAAAUCAGGAUUAAAAGGUAGAGUUGCUGACCAAUCCCUGGAGGUAAGGAGACGAGAACUGGAAGAAAAACAAAAUCUGAUGGAGAAGCAACAACAAGAGUGGUGGGAAAAAAGACGUCAGGAAGAAAAACGGAGACAACUGAGUGAGGAGAUGAAGAUUAAUAAUCUCAAAGAACAAUAUGAAAAGGAGAAAGGAAAAUAUGAAAACUCUAAAAGGAUUGAAGCACACAUUCUAAGAGAACUGCAUGAGAAGGAGCUCAGAGAACAGGAGGAGAAGUACCAGAAAAAACUGGAAGACAUGAAAAAGAAAUUCUUUGAAGAAGUAAGAAAACAAGCAGAGAUGAAGGGGAUGUUCAAAGCCUUCGAUCCUUUCCUAUCAGUCCUUAAACACUUGGACAAAACAUGCAAAGUGAUGUAAUAAUUCAUCCCUUUGUGAACACAGUGGUACAUACAUUAAAAAACAGAAAAGGAGAAAUAAAACUACUGAUGAAUAAAUACAUCUAGGUGGAGGGUAUUAAAAACCUGGUGGUACUAAACCGGUUUUAAAAUCUUGAAUAACUGAUCUAGUAAACUAAAUGAUGAUUGUCUUUCAUUGUUGUAUGUAACUGAUAUCAAAAUGUUUAAACUGUAUAUAAUUCAAUUUUUUAAGAUGAAUCAGACUUUUAAUUAUUAGUUGAUAAAGUUUAAUAUUGUAGUAUUAAGAAAAGCACCUGAUCUUCUGACACUGAACAUAAACACUAUAAAUAACUAUGAAGUUCUUAUAAUUAAAUGUUUACAACAUUGUGAAAAAUGUAGAUGCCUGUGAAUGUAAGUGACAUGAAUCGUCUUUUUCUAUUAAAGCCUUUAAGCUGUGUCUGUUCUCACUGCAGGAUGUUGAGCUAAAAACUGCUCAACCAAAAGAUAAGUUUGAUUUAAUAAAUGGGUUUGGAAGACUGAAA
Molecule: messenger RNA, 3663 nt
Organism: Girardinichthys multiradiatus
Lineage: Eukaryota; Metazoa; Chordata; Actinopteri; Cyprinodontiformes; Goodeidae
Exons: 13
Coding region: 579-3143 (854 amino acids)
Molecular function (GO): GTP binding
Source: RefSeq, a predicted model, not a curated record